AUGCACCCCUUCUCGAUCCUCACGCUAGGCAUCUUCGUUGCUGGCUACUCUACUGCGCGCUGGGAUCUGGUCAACCGUCUGUACGAGCUUGCCAUCUUCGCCUGGGUUCACGGCGUCGUGUGGCGAACAGCGCAGGGCUUCGCAGUCCUGUCGGUGCUCUUCUUCCUCGUAGUGCUGCCCGUUGAGCGCUUGGCCUCCCACGAGGUCCACUUGCAUCCUCGAGCGGUCGGUGGCGGUAUCUCUGCUCGCGAGCAGCUCAAGCGGCGCGGAUCCUUUUAA
Molecule: messenger RNA, 279 nt
Organism: Paraphaeosphaeria sporulosa
Lineage: Eukaryota; Fungi; Ascomycota; Dothideomycetes; Pleosporales; Didymosphaeriaceae
Exons: 2
Coding region: 1-279 (92 amino acids)
Source: RefSeq, a predicted model, not a curated record